This is a messenger RNA of Abrus precatorius (Indian licorice), 2157 nucleotides long. RefSeq names its product anthranilate synthase alpha subunit 2, chloroplastic-like. The record is from RefSeq and is a predicted model, not a curated record. Lineage: Eukaryota; Viridiplantae; Streptophyta; Magnoliopsida; Fabales; Fabaceae. Gene Ontology annotation, biological process: L-tryptophan biosynthetic process. Gene Ontology annotation, molecular function: anthranilate synthase activity. The transcript is spliced from 10 exons. The coding region runs from base 57 to 1856 and encodes 599 amino acids.
GUACUGCUAGUUGUCAUUGCUAGUGUCUCCUUUUCUUCUCUGGAAAUUGAGUCUUGAUGGAAACCCUAGCUCUCUCAAGUGUAGGUUAUGGUUAUCGAAGUUUCUCCAUCUCCAGAUCCAAGUGGAACUGCCGUCGUCACACUCUCAGAGUGAAAUGCUGUGCUCAAUCUCCUUUACUAGGUCAUUCUCGUUCUCAUAUUUCUUUGCUUUUGCUUAUGCUUCGUUUCUUAUUAUUUUUUUUUAUACACCGUUUGUUUGGUUCAGUUGACAAUGCAGGGAAGUUUCUGGAAGCUUCCAAGAAGGGGAACGUGAUUCCUCUGUACCGAUGCAUAUUCUCUGAUCACCUCACUCCGGUGCUUGCUUACCGGUGUUUGGUGAAGGAGGAUGAGAGAGAUGCUCCUAGCUUUCUCUUUGAAUCGGCUGAGCCUGGUCGUCAGUAUUCCAGUAUCGGGAGGUACAGUGUUGUCGGAGCUCAACCGUGUAUGGAAAUUGUGGCGAAAGAGAACGUGGUUAGUAUUAUGGAUCAUGAGGAAGGGCGCAGGACUGAGGAAAUUGCAGAGGAUCCGUUGGUGAUUCCUCGUAGGAUCAUGGAGAAGUGGACACCUCAACUCAUUGAUGAACUUCCAGAGGCAUUUUGUGGUGGUUGGGUAGGCUAUUUCUCUUAUGAUACGAUGCGCUAUGUAGAAAAGAAGAAACUUCCGUUUUCUAAUGCCCCGGUAGAUGACAGAAACUUACCUGAUGUUCAUCUGGGCCUUUAUGAUAACGUGAUUGUGUUUGAUCAUGUUGAAAAGAAAGCAUAUGUGAUUCAUUGGGUUCGGUUAGAUCGAUAUUCAUCUGCCGAGGAAGCUCUCAAUGAUGGAAUGGACCGGCUGGAAACUCUAGUAUCCAGGGUGCAUGAUAUUAUUACCCCAAGGCUGCCUGCAGGUUCAAUAAAGUUAUACACUCGUCUCUUUGGUUCUAAACUGGAGAUGUCAAACAUGACAAAUGAGGAAUAUAACAGGGCGGUAUUGCAGGCCAAAGAGCACAUACUGGCUGGGGAUAUUUUUCAAAUUGUAUUAAGCCAACGUUUUGAACGGCGAACUUUUGCAGACCCAUUUGAAGUCUACAGAGCACUGAGGAUUGUCAAUCCUAGUCCAUAUAUGACUUAUUUACAGGCCAGAGGAAGCAUUUUGGUUGCUUCAAGUCCAGAAAUUCUUACACGGGUGAAGAAGAGAAGGAUCACCAAUCGGCCACUUGCUGGGACUGUUAGAAGAGGAAAAACACCAAAAGAAGAUAUCAUGUUGGAAAAAGAUCUUUUGAAUGAUGAAAAGCAAUGUGCAGAGCACGUAAUGCUAGUUGAUUUGGGGAGAAAUGAUGUUGGAAAGGUCUCCAAACCUGGUUCUGUUCAAGUAGAAAAGCUAAUGGAUAUCGAGCGCUAUUCCCAUGUUAUGCACAUAAGCUCAACAGUCACCGGGGAGUUAUUGGAUCACUUAACAAGCUGGGACGCGUUGCGGGCAGCAUUACCUGUUGGUACAGUUAGCGGAGCACCGAAGGUGAAAGCCAUGGAGUUGAUUGAUGAGUUGGAAGUCGCAAGACGAGGGCCAUAUAGUGGGGGAUUUGGAGGCAUUUCUUUUACUGGCGAUAUGGACAUUGCCCUUGCUCUGAGGACCAUAGUUUUCCCUACUAAUACUCGUUAUGACACAAUGUACUCCUACAAGGAUAUGAACAAACGCAAAGAAUGGAUUGCCCAUCUACAGGCUGGAGCUGGAAUCGUAGCUGACAGCGAUCCAGCUGAUGAGCAAAGAGAGUGCGAGAACAAAGCUGCAGCCCUCGCCCGUGCCAUCGAUCUUGCAGAAUCUUCUUUCGUUGAGAAAUGAUUUGGAUUUAUCCACAUUAUCUGCUAUGCACCUUUGGUAUUUGGCACGCAUCCUUUCUAUAAGGAAGAGAGGAAAUUUAGAGUGGCAUAUGAUAUGAUUUUAAUAAUGAAGGUAUAAGGAGAAUCCUGGAAACUUAAAUGUUAUCUUGGAAUGUAAAGGAAAUGUAAUCUUUAUUCUGUAGUCUCAAAAAUGAACAUAAUUUGAGAUUCUCCGAAUAAGCUACUUGGCUCUAUUUUUUUUUUAACGUUUGAAGGUAUUUGCAUAGCCUAAUAAUCACAUUUCUCUCGCUUUUUUAUCGUUU